This is a messenger RNA of Puccinia triticina, 1602 nucleotides long. RefSeq lists its product as uncharacterized. The transcript has 14 exons. Gene Ontology annotation, biological process: peptidyl-serine phosphorylation; autophagy; autophagosome organization. The record is from RefSeq and is a predicted model, not a curated record. Gene Ontology annotation, molecular function: protein serine/threonine kinase activity; ATP binding; protein binding. The coding region runs from base 1 to 1602 and encodes 533 amino acids. Gene Ontology annotation, cellular component: cytoplasm; autophagosome. Lineage: Eukaryota; Fungi; Basidiomycota; Pucciniomycetes; Pucciniales; Pucciniaceae.
AUGCAGCGACCGGGUGAACCUCUACAGUCAAUCCCCAAAAGACGAAAACCGGUGUUGAUCCCUCCACAUAGUAAAGAUCGCGUUGAAUCGAGUGUCAUCCUGAAUCGUCCUUCGCAGACACAUGCCACGGCUAAAUUUUUGUCGCAAAGCUCUCAACGACCGGAAUAUGUAGUUCCGUUGGUUUCCUCCGGGACCUUCAACCCUCGUCAAUUGCCGGGCAGUUUCACUAGUAUUCGGGAGCUUACUGUAUCUUGUAUCAGCAAGAUGAGCCCGACGCCACCACCGCAGCCUGAAGAAGCCGGCCGACUGCUGACGACAGAUAGCUCUGGGGUAACCCAAAUUUUGAUCAUAAAACUCAACGAGCACCCCUGGAGCCUGGGUAGAAAUCAGCAGGCCGAUUUGACAAUCGAUAAACCAACGGUUUCAAACUGGCACUGUAAACUAUAUGCAAUCGAGUGUGAUACUGGAGAAAGGAUAGUCUGCCUUGAAGAUCUAUCCACCAACGGGAUUCGUUACAAUCAACGAUUGGUUCGUAAGAAAGCAGUGAUCCUCAACAAUGGUGAUGAAGUCGAAAUUGCUGGCCAAGUUUUCUCUUACACUCAUUCCUGUCCACCUGGUCAAGGACUCGCCAGCACUACCGUGGGCAAGUAUCGCAUAACGGAGCGUGUGCUAGGGUCAGGAUUUUUUAGCGUAGUUCAUCUGGCCAUCGACGAAGAAACAGGCAGCCAGUUAGCCUGCAAAAUUAUUAGACGCCAGGUUGGUUAUAGGCAAUCAGCGAGGGAAGCUAAGAAAUUCCAGCAGGUUGUUCAGCAAGAAGUUAAGCUAAACGCUAGCCUGGAUCAUCCAAAUAUCAACAAAAUUCUCGGUCUUAAACAAGUUGAAGAGAACAUUUAUAUUUUUCUAGAGCUAGUUACUGGAGGGGAUCUAUUCGGUUAUGUCAACCGGAAUAAGAGGCUUGAAGAAAACGAAGCAAAGUUCAUCUCCUACCAACUGACUGUCGCGCUUGAGUAUAUGCACGACCAAAAGCAAAUCUCACAUAGAGAUAUCAAACCAGAAAAUAUUCUAUUGGCCCAUCAUGGGCCUUAUCCGAGGGUGCUACUCGCAGACUUUGGAGCCGCCCGUUUAGCAGAUAAAGCAUUUUGUAGCAUGCAGGGAACAAUGUCUUACGCAGCUCCGCUAAACGAUAUCAAUUUUUCUCUCUACCCCCUGAAGGAAGUCUUGACGGUAUACACGCGACCCCAAGGCUACGACGGAAAAAAGGCCGACGUGUGGUCCCUUGGGGUAUGCGUCUACACAAUGAUAUGUGGUUUUCACCCGUUCGAUAAUGGUAAAUUUGAGAGUGCGGAGACAGAAAGAAGGGACAUUUGUAAAAUCCUCAAGUAUAACAUCGAGCCUAGCGAAGUCCAGUUUGUGAAGAGUGUUCUCAAGCCGGCAUUUACAGACGAGGCCGUUAAAUCACUGUCGAUUGAUGAUGAUGACGAAUUCUUUUUUUGUUCGGGCAGUUCGAGAUUUAUUGAGGCAGAUGUUGGAAUCCGAUCCGCGUCGGAGGAUUUCAGCGCACGACAUUUUAAUUCAUCCAUGGAUUGUACAAUCAAGAAGUGA